AUGCCUGGAAAUACCGUUAUAGUCAAGCCUAAAGGUCUACUGAGAGGACAAGGAUGGAAGAAAGAAACUGUCUUAGCUACUGAAUUGCGGAUACCGUUCAUACGAUGUUAAUGUGCCUCGAUGGUAAACUAUCUGCAAGAAACCGUGUAGAGACCACAAAGGCUAUAUACAGAACCUGCUCAAUGCGCUAAGAUGGAACUAAAUACCGUUAUUCGAACACGUUCGAGGAGCUUGGUGAAAAUGCCGCAGAGAUACUCUAGCAGAACGUAAAAUUGCAAAUUUACUGGAGAACGGUGUUAGAAGGUGCACCGUAUUGCGAUGCAUCAUGGGAUGUCCGUGGAGAUACAACCUUUCGUAAUGGCGUUGAGUUGAGUUUAUUGUUCGUGUCUGUUAAGAUUGGUCUUGCAAAACACUGAUAAACAGAAAAGUUGUUCAACGACGCAAUCACUCUAAAUAUUAUUGUUAAUUCCUCAAAAGAACUUUAACUGUAAAGCGUAAGCGUGCCUUUAAGGAAUGAUAAUUUGACUUCUUCAGUGGUAGUUUUGUUGAAGUAUUAGACAGUUGUAAAGAGAUUUUGUUUCGAAUAGAAUUCCGUUGCUCACUACACUCGCGAAACAUUUACUCACUGGCAGUGCAAAUUUGGUGCAAAAAAGUGCAAGCUAAGGUUAACUAAAGGGCAAAGAUGGUAAAUACCGCAUUUGCCCUCAAAUUUACAACCCCGCGUAAACUGGCAGGCAAAUGCGGCAUUUACCAUCUUUGCUUUUGAUUUCCCCCUAGUUUGCACUUUUUUGCACCAUAUUUGCACCUAGUAAAUUUUUGUAAAUCCGCUUUUUCGUGCAGUGAAUUAUCAUUAAAAUGGAGAGAGAAUUAUUUCCUGCUCUACUUUGUCACUUCGUUUUGCAGCGUACUCCAGUAACAUAAACCAAAAAAAGAACGAGGUAAAUAAGAAGCAGCAAAGUACCAGGAAAUUAUUGGAUGAAUUUGCCAGAGAGAUUGACGUCAGUUGUCAACAAGGUAGGGAGAGGGACAUCCUGAGAGAACAAGGACAGCUACUCACUUGUUGUAAACAUUCGCUGCUACUCGAUCUUCGAGGAUGGGAGAAGGACUCAAAUAAGCAAAGAGGAGGGUUUGCAAGACACGUAUUUCUAGUUAAUUUAAUCAUAACAACCAUACGAAGGGAACUACCUGGCCUCUUUGAAAGAGCGCAUUUUUAACAUUUGGGCAUCUUUUAUAUUUUUGCUUAUGUAAUCGAUUUGCAAGCUAAAAAAAUGCUAAAUUGAGAAUUUGAAAUUAUAGCUUAGUACAUGCAGUUGUAUACCUUUCGAAGGAGCAAGAGGCAUGGGUUCCUUCUCAAACAAUGCACUGGGUUAAGUUAGAGGCCAACUGAACAUGUCCUGGAGCAGAAGGGACAAAGCGCUAUCAUCUUCAGUCGUUAAUGUUUCAAAGGGUUUAUUCACAGCCCAUUCAGGUGCGAAUUUCCGCUCUGCAUGAAGGAUUUUCGAAAUGGAAAAAGCUUUACUACGAUUCGAUCAAGGAAGAUGAACUUUAAUUUAGAUUUUCACAAUCCCUUGUUGAAAUACAUUAUUGAAACUUGUAUAGUAAAAAGAUAACAGUGUUAGGUUUCCACCUCGAUGAAAGAACUGUAAAGUUUUUCUUUGCUACAGAUCAAGUUACCAUUCACCCCAUGUAAGGGAAUCCAGGGCUGUCUUGGUUUCUGUAAUAAACGCUGAGGAUUCCGGAUUGCAGGUACUGGAUUCCCGUAUUUGUCAGUGGAACUUGGAUUCUGGAUUCCAAUCGUUAGUAGGAUUCCCGAUUCCUUAAGCUGUAUUCCGGAUUCCAAACCCCAGGAUUCCGGAUUCCAUAAGCAAAAUUUUGCGGGAUUCGGGAAUCUUGAUUCCUUUACAUGGGGCAAUAUCAUUAUUCCUUUUUUUAACUCUUAAUGUGUUGAAUCCGAUGUUUUCCUCGUUUUACAUAGCUCGUGAGUAUUAGAGGUUCUCACAACGAGGAUGACCCCAUUGUAGAUGCAUUUCUAACCAGUUUGGAAAAACUAAAUUCCGUGUUGCAUGUUUAAGCCUUGACGUAUGCAUCCUAUGUGUAUACCCUGCUCCGCGGUACCUGGUGUUAAAAAUUGCACUUCAAUGUUAGGCCCCGUUUUUAAGGAGAAAAGGUCCCAAAAAAGUGGGUCACUCUUCCAAACGAGUCAACAAUGCUCGCGUGCGUGCUCUUAUUGCCUAAAACACCGCUUGCGCAUGCUCUGAUUGUCUCGCCUUGACCAAGUUGACCUGGCUGGGCGAGCCAAGGUGUUUUUAUGGAGGAAAGUUGGCCCGGUUAGGUGGGCGACCCUGUCAUCCAAAAAGGGUGAAAUAACAAGCGCGGCGAGUAGACCCUUGUAGCCGAGCCAACUUUUGUUUGCCAGGUUAACGGUUUACCAAGUUUUAUAACGAGAUGGACUCGAAACGUCGGAACGUUGGCUCGAGCCCAGGGUACCUCGGCUGGGUGAGUGACCCUUCUACACGGAACAACUUUUCUCAAUAUAAACGGGACCUUAAGUUCGUAUGCAUUUAAGAAGUACGUUGAAUCGAUUAAGCAUAAAAAGACCAAUUUAUAACAUUAAGAUUCAUUAAUUGCUUCCUCUCACUUUAGAAAUAACUUGCAACUUUGAUGUAUCAAUGUGCGGUUUCGAGCGAGGCAAAGAUGGGACGCUUGACUGGACUCGACACAGGAGAAGCCCAUCUUCCAGUAAAGGACCUUCCUUUGAUCACACCACUGGAAACAUGACAGGUGAACUCUAAAUUAAUUAAAUUAUAACUAGCCAGAGUUACUAUUAGCAGAGAAAGUUACGGUUAUUUAGAGCAUCCAGUGAUCAAAUUGUGGACAAAAAGAAUUAAACCAAUUUUUUUUUUUUUGGGGGGGGGGGGGGGGGGUUUAAACUUAAAUCCAAAUUUUUUACUAUCUCAGGUUUUUUCCCCCACCCCUGAAAAAUCCAGCCCAACCCCCCCUUUUUUUUUUUUUCUCAAACCAAAUUUAAAAUUAAACCCCCCCCCAAAAAAAAAAAAAUUUCCCAUUACAUGGAACACCCCAAAAAAAAAAAAAGAAAGGGGGUGGUUUCAUAUCGAAUCUCGUAUUCAGUACUCUCCACGGUAAUUUCAGCCAGACGUGAGAAAUCCAGCCCAAGCACAUCUUUUUUGCUUAUUCGGAAAGCAACGUUAAUAUUUAGCCCCCAUUGAAAAAAAUAGAAACUUCCCUCUACAUUGGAGUCACCCAAGAGAGAAUAAUGGAACGUUAUUCUUUCUUGAGUCAACACAAUGCAAAACGAUAAUAACAGUUAGAACAAUAAUAUCAAUCAAUCAACCGAGCCCUUUUAUUAAACUGACACUGAAAAAUGAAUUGCUACACCUGCAUACCUUUUAAAUCAUAUUAGGGUUUUUAUUUAUUCUCUUUUCAUACCUUAUCUCCGUAAAGAGCGUUUUCACUCACGUGGUCGUUAGCUGUUCAAAUAUAUUACGAAAAAAGAAAGCGUUUACACCAACAUAGCCGUUGUGACGUCACGUGAACGGCUUUAUGGCAUUGGCGGAUCUAGGGCCAGAGAGGGGCUCGGGAGAGGCCAGGGGCCCCUCCUUACAUUUUAGGUACGACUGAGGCCUGUUGGACCAAGAAAAAUUAUCCUCGAGACCGGCUACCCUUAUUCUUAGGGCCCGUUUCAGCCAAACAGCGCCCCCCCCCCUCCCCACUUACUUGAUGAUCUGAAUCCGCUAAUGUAUAGUAGCCCUUUUUGCUCCUGCUAUACAAUAUCCAGUUGCAUGUAGCACUUCCCAUGGCUCUCAACUCCAGAAAGGAGCCUUAAUACUGAAGUUUUUAUUUUUACAAAAGGCUUUUUAAGCUGAUCAGUCUAACUUACUCACGUUGCACUUACGAGGUCAGAGAACUGUUUUAGCAUUUGCGCGCAAAUUUUGAAAAAUCUUAUUCUAGGUCAACUGCAAAACGUUUUUUAGUAAGCACGGGUGAUUUUUCUUCCCUGUAUCCGUAUCUCUUUGUAAGUUAUUACACAUUCAUUUUUUACAGUUAUCUAGUCAACAAGAACUUACAAAUGAUUAUGAAGAAAUGAUCGUCGCAGUGAACGCAAUUUAUGCAAUUGCGUAAAGAAGCCAGAAAAAAAUUCAGGACUUCAACGGGGUUUGAACCCGUGACCUCGCAAUUACCGGUGCGAUGCUCUACCAACUGAGCUAUGAAGCCACUGACGUUGGGAGCAGGUCAAUUGUGGGUUCAUAUGUUCCUGUGAAAAAAAUGAGUGUUAAUAAUAUAUGAAAUAAAUCAUAUAUGAACUGCGGAAAUUGCGAGGUCACGGGUUCAAACCCCGUUGAAGUCCUGAAUUUUUUUUUUCAAGUUUCUGCGACGAUCAUUUCUUCAUUUUCAUUUCAUUUCCGCAGUUCUUAUAUGAUUUAUUUCAUAUAUUAAUAAGAAGAACUAACAAAAUUGGACAGUCGGUCCUCAACUUAAAACUACGGGUUAGUUAUAUAUAAGUUGCUACCCUCUAUCCAUCUUUAUCUCUUUAAAGGUUAUUACAUGUACAUAACAGCAUCCAGUCCAAAUCAAGCAGGUGAUGAUGCAAAAUUGUACAGUCCUCCACUGAAGUUCUUUGGGAUUAUGUGCCUUGAAUUCUAUUACUGUUUGUCUGGUGCUGCUAAUGGAAGGCUGAACGUCACCAUAAAUGAAACAGUAGUGUUCUCUGCGAGUGGUGAUAAAGGAGGCAUGUGGCAUAAAGCUAGUAUAAACAUAUCAUCUAUUGUGGGAUUGCAUUGGGUAAGCAUUAAUGAGACCACAUCGAUAUCAAAACCGUCUGAAAACAGUUUUCUCUAAACGCAGUAGGAAGCCAAUAAUUUUAAGCGGCAUAAGGGUAGCCUGCGUGGCAGGCGUUCGAAAGGGAAGGGGAAGGGAAUUACGGCGCGAGGGGAUGGGAAUUAGGGCGCGAGACCACGCGCGAGGGAGGAGGGAGGAGGGGAACGCCUGCAAGGAAGCCAUUGUUUUCGCCAUCCCGCCUACUAAUUAAAAAAAUAACAAAAAUAACACGACUGUGAAUGACUAGCUGUCAAAUAAGUCUGGCCGCGAUGCACGUAUUCUAGUCGUAUUUCUCACACUGUUUUUCUUUUGUUUUCCUAAAGCAAUCUAAAGUAAAGGUACUAUAAAAAAGUUCAAACGCCGUCGUCCAUCGAAGGAAUCUUCCUUGAAAGUCGCAACGACCCGUGCGAGUUACAUAAAAUCCAGCACAAAUCUAUUCAAGUUGUUGCUGAAGGAAUCGGACUGGAAAACUAUUUAAUAAGUAAUGUAGCGGCUCCUCGCAACUUUCACUGCAAUGUUUGCCUAAGAAAAAUUAAAACACUUUGCCGUCACGCACUCUUUGAGUUUCUAUCAGGACGAACUGGAUCCAGCCGAGCACACUAAAGAACGCUGGUGGCAAGGAAAGAAGAGCUGAACUUCGAAGAUCUGCAAGAAGGCAACAAUUUAUUAUUAAAGUAAGUUCCUGGCGGUUUUAUAACCGGCAAGAAGAAGUCCUCGACCAAAAAAUCGCCAAAAGUUAUAGAUCGCUUCGUCUUCAAUUAUCUUACCGUUGAUAACGCGGGUCAAACAGCAGAUAACAAGCACACAGGCAGCAUGAUUUUUCGUUUCUUUCGCCUGGCAAGUAAAACCGACAAGCCGUUGGGGGAUAAUACUUUUCAGAACCAGUCAGUAAACCUCAUCUGCUGACAGGCCUUUUCCUUCAUACGGUUCUUUAACUGCUUUUUUCUACUCUCCUUUGAAGCUGAAAUUGAUGCCUUCUAACGAUGAAUUCGCGUAGAGAACUCUCAACACGCUUCACUAACGACAUAUGUUUAGUUGUGAAUGGUAACACUCAAGUUACUGCAUAACAUGUAGGUGACCAAUUAGAACACGCUAUUUAGAUCUUAUCAAAUUUUGACCAAUCAGGAUUUUAACAUUCACCUGGUAGAUGUUAAUAACGAGAAAAACAAUGGUUUCCUGGCAGGCGUUUUCCUCCCUCCUUCCUCGCGCGCCCUUCGCGUUUCUCUCGCGACUAAAACUCCCUUUCCCUUCCCUUUCAAACGCCUGCCACGCAGGCUAGCAUAAGGGAGGAAUCUUUGACAACCUUUUGAGAAUCUUCGAGAGUCUAAAUUCCACAAAUCUUACUUUAGACGGACAUUCUGUAUUUAUCAGUAAAACAAGUAAAACUAUAAUACUUCAUCUGAUCAUUAAGUAUAAAUUAAACACAUACAAAAUGUAAGUUAUAAAUCACUCGAAAGUUCGUAAAUGCAAAGAAAAAUAUCACUUAGCUUUGUAAAGCAGAUGUGCUUACUGUUCGUUUCAAUUAUUUAGUUCUUUAACUUUCCAGUUAAUUUUUCAUUUCUGCAAUUUUAAUUUGUCUUUCAUUAGUCCAUCAUUAAAGCGACCUUUCCAGACUGAUUACACUGUAAUACCAUGUUUUUGACAGGUAACAUUUGAAGGCGUAGUAGGAAGCAGUAUAACUGGUGACAUAGCAAUUGAUGACUUCUUCUUUACAGGGGGGUCUUGUCCUUAUGGUAAGUACUUCGAUCAAAGGGUGUACUUUCACUUAUUUUGAGAAGGAAAAAAGAUUUCUUCACAACAAUGGAUAAAAAAUAUGUAUUUGUUAGGAGGUAUUUUAUACUUGCGUUGAAACUAUUUACGGUUGUCUUUAAAAGAAGUGACAGAAGUAUAUUGUCGGAUGACACUUAAAGGGUGGAUUUAUUUGUAAUAUGCGCGUAUAGCAGUAGUAUUCUCCCAUUGCAAUUUUUCGUUGAUUUUAAGCUCAAAACCAAUUGAACGAGUAGAUGCGAUGGCUAUACGCGUUGCAGGGAAUACUCUUUCCCUUUCCGCAGAGGCCUCUAUGUGUUGUAGGCCGAGGCUGGGGAGAAGGGAAAAUGAAAAUGCAAGGGGUGGGGGGGGGAAUCGUCCAGUGAAUGCUUGCUGUUUUUUUUAUUUUUAUUUUUUAGUGAUUUUUUUGGCCAGUUGAGUAUCCUUUCUCGAGUCGUGAACAGUACAAGUUGAAGUCAGUUACUAUGCUAGGUAUUUAUAGGCCAGAAUUCGCUCGUUGGUACUUCAUCUUGGCAAAAAAAAAGUUCUAUGCAAAGUCUUUUUUGACAACAAUAACCGGAGAAAUAUUAAACUGA
Porites evermanni is the source of this 7178-nucleotide messenger RNA. The record is from the annotation of a GenBank genome assembly. NCBI's taxonomy places the organism in Eukaryota, Metazoa, Cnidaria, Anthozoa, Scleractinia, Poritidae.